This is a messenger RNA of Vitis riparia (riverbank grape), 4355 nucleotides long. RefSeq names its product pentatricopeptide repeat-containing protein At5g50990. NCBI's taxonomy places the organism in Eukaryota, Viridiplantae, Streptophyta, Magnoliopsida, Vitales, Vitaceae. The record is from RefSeq and is a predicted model, not a curated record. The transcript is spliced from 4 exons. The coding region runs from base 471 to 2252 and encodes 593 amino acids. Gene Ontology annotation, molecular function: zinc ion binding; protein binding; RNA binding. Gene Ontology annotation, biological process: RNA modification.
GGCCUACCAUCCCCUUUCUCUUGUCAUUCUAAUCAAUGCUUGUUGGGCGUUGCAGGCCCGUAUUCCUCUCCCACAUGUCAUGAUUUCAGUGGGACUACUGACAUGGUGAUCCAAGAGAGAGGUUGGAGUUGAUACUCCCUUAAUGAAUGAGUGAAUGAUGGCGUCUUCAAAAAAUCUCCAACCUCCACUCUCCACUCUCCAGCCCCUUUGAGAGUCAUAUUUUAUAAUUUUAAUGGCAUGUGUUAGGUCAACCCGUGGGUAGCAUCCAGGCCUCCCAAUCGCCACAUGACACGUCAUCCAACGUCCUCCUAUUGUACCGACAUCCAUGGCAUUUUGGUCAUGAGAACUUGCAUUUCAUCCGCUGAGGCCUGGCCGAUCCACAAGGCAUUUGGAACACUCUCCCAAUUCCGGUGAACGAAGAUAUUGUAAUUGGGUUUUGUCUUUUUUACUUUUUAUUAUAAAAGAAAUGAAUGUUAAAAUUUGGAGUUUUAUCGAACAUAUGGAAUACAAUAAUAAGAACUUAUUUACCAUCGUCAUGCGGCGACUCAAGUUUAAAGGUUGACACUUGGACAUCGGGGCAAAGUGAAGAGUGGAAGAUUAUGGAGGCCAGAAGGCUAUGCUCUCGAGCAGGGCGGUGGCGUCAGAUGCACCCCGCCGCACCCAUCUUCCCUGCUAAUUCCUACUUGGUCCACCCCACAAAUUCACUCAAUUCUUCACCCUCCUCUACAAUCCCAGAUCAUCAAAAGCUGAACUGUAUUCUUGAAGCCUGCAAGUUCUCCUCAGAUUUCAGAACUGCAUUUCAGAGCCACGCUAAAAUCAUAAAAUUUGGAUAUGGUACGUACCCAUCCCUUAUAACCUCUCUCGUAUCAACAUAUGCGCAUUGUGAUUGCCUGGAUCUUGCUCAUCAACUUCUUGAUGAAAUGCCCUAUUGGGGUUUUGAUUUGAUCACUGCAAAUUUAAUAAUAGCAAGCUUGAUGAAAGUUGGAGAGUUUGACUUUGCCAAGAGGGUAUUCCGUAAAAUGCUCCGUCGAGAUGUGGUUACAUGGAACUCAAUGAUUGGAGGCUGUGUUAGAAAUGAACGGUUUGAGGAGGCUCUUAGAUUCUUUCGAGAAAUGCUGAACUCGAAUGUUGAACCGGAUGGGUUUACGUUUGCAUCCGUUAUUAAUGGCUGUGCACGACUUGGAUCUUCUCAUCAUGCUGAGUUGGUGCAUGGUUUAAUGAUUGAGAAGAAGAUUCAACUGAACUUUAUAUUGAGUUCGGCAUUAAUAGAUCUGUACUCAAAAUGUGGAAGAAUCAAUACUGCAAAAAAAGUAUUUAAUAGCAUUCAGCAUGAUGAUGUGUCUGUCUGGAAUUCAAUGAUUAAUGGCCUAGCAAUUCAUGGGCUUGCUUUGGAUGCAAUUGGAGUAUUCUCACAAAUGGAGAUGGAAAGUGUUUCACCUGAUUCUAUAACCUUCAUUGGAAUUUUAACAGCAUGUAGCCAUUGUGGUUUGGUUGAACAAGGUCGCAGGUAUUUUGAUCUAAUGAGAAGGCAUUACUCAAUUCAGCCACAGCUUGAGCAUUAUGGAGCCAUGGUUGACCUUCUGGGUCGAGCUGGGUUGGUUGAAGAAGCUUAUGCAAUGAUUAAGGCAAUGCCAAUGGAGCCAGAUAUUGUUAUAUGGAGGGCGCUUCUUAGUGCUUGCAGAAAUUUCAAGAAUCCAGAAUUGGGGGAAGUUGCAAUUGCAAAAAUAUCACAUCUCAAUAGUGGAGAUUACAUCUUGUUGUCGAAUAUGUAUUGCUCACUAGAGAAAUGGGAUUCCGCAGAAAGAGUGAGAGAAAUGAUGAAAAGAGAUGGAGUUCGUAAGAAUCGUGGUAGAAGUUGGGUUGAGUUGGGUGGUGUCAUUCAGCAAUUCAAGGCUGGUGAUCGAUCACAUCCUGAAACAGGAGCAAUCUACAAAGUGCUGGAAGGAUUGAUCCGACGCACCAAGUUGGAAGGAUUUAUGCCAGCUACUGACUUGGUUUUAAUGGAUGUGUCUGAUGAGGAAAGAGAGGAGAACUUGAAUUCUCACAGUGAGAAGUUGGCAUUGGCUUAUGUGAUCCUCAAAACCAGUCCUGGAACAGAAAUUAGGGUUUCAAAAAAUCUCCGCACUUGUCAUGACUGUCAUUGUUGGAUGAAAAUACUCUCUAGACUGCUAAGCAGGGUGAUAAUAGUGAGGGAUCGGAUCCGUUUUCAUCGGUUUGAAGGGGGUUUAUGUUCCUGCAGAGACUAUUGGUAGUUGGUCCCGGGAAUGCUAUGUAAAGAUGUGGUUUCUUGGAAGUUGGGAAUGUGAAUGUGCAUUAGGAAUACCCAUGCAUUAGGCAAUUAUGUUCCUUGCUCAGAUGGUUAACUCAUAUAUAAUUUUAAAUGUCCGACUGAGUAGCUUGUUGCUUGGUGUGGAAUCAAACUUAGACUUUGUAAGGUUCAAUUCAAGUUUGCUUUUGCUCUGGGUUAGAAGCAUCUAAAUGAUUGCUAUGCUUUUUGAAGCGCCAUUUGUAAUGUUGUACAGUUAACAAUUUGAUAAGGGUCAACACUUUUGGAAGCAAACACAUGACAAUAAUGGAAGAAUGAGCUGAAUUGGCCUUGGUAAGAUGGUCAUGUGAAAGGCAUUGCCAUGCUGGAUGGAAGCCACUUAUGAUGGUACUAAUACCCAAACAACCAAUAAGAUGCAUUGGUUUCUGUCAUUUGCAUAUUCACACUUCUAAGAAGUUUGUGUCUGGAAUAGCACCUCUGUACGAAGCUCAUGUAAAUGGCAAUGCUGUUGGUGCUGGAUGAAAACUUAUUAUCACUAUCCCUGCAACCAAAGAACCCACAAGCAAUCAUGGCAGCUCUGAAGUAUCCAACUUGAAAGAUCCUGUAUGGUGGACACAACCAUGAGAGUUUCCCACCCAGUAAUCUUAACCCUGCAUUGUGUUGAUGGGUGUCUGGUUUAUUCAUGGCUUCAUGAUCUAUCCUCAUUGAUAACUUGUGCUAAGCAUGUCUGCCAGCGAGGAUGAGAAGCCACUGGCCUCCCCUGAGGUGGACCUGUCCAGCAGUGAGCCCAGAAUAACUAUGUCAGUUAAGACAUUGGGGGAACUGGUUCUAUCCAAAAUGGGACUGAAAAGGACAUCAAGUUUUCCAACAGUGUUGACCAUACGUCCCUUUGCGAUCUGCAGGACAAUCCAAUUUGAUGUACAAAUGGUGAAUUUGUUUUAAUUCCCUUGCUGAAUUCUAGCGACUUUGGUGGGUUGUUUCUAUCCUUGCACAGUUUGUACUUUGACUUUUUUCUUGGAUUUGUGAAGGCCCACCCACGUACAACUUGGAGGUUCUCUCAGAUUCUUGGAUGAAAGCACCUCAUUGGCUGGUAGAAAAUUGGGGCUUGUUGGAUCUGAAAACUUUUCCUCUUUGGAAAAAAGAUCCAACACUCGCGCAAAACUUCUUCCAGUGCUGAAGGCUUAGCCAUAUAAGCGAAGACUUUUGUUUUAUCUGGCUUGGGAACUGUGUAAGCCUUUGAUGAGGCUUGACCGUAGUCAGUCUUUUGUAGUCUGUUUGUUCAACUGUUUUCAUUUAUAUCACGUGUAUUCUGGAAAAAUACAUCAGUGAAUACUUCCUAAUGUGAGUGCGCAUUAUAAUCCCAUUAUUUUCUUCAAUUUCCAAGUAGCGUAUAGGGUCACUGGUGUUUUGGUAAUGAAAUUGGCACUUUGUAGAGACUGGAUUAUUAUUUUCAGGAUCUCUGCAUCCAGAUUGGAGAUUGUAGACAUCUCUCUUCCGAUCUUCCCUGUUCUCCAAGCUUCUCCUCUGCAAAUCAUGCUGCAACUCAGGAUAUGUUGGACUAAGGAUGUUAAUACCGGUGUCAAUUUAGACACAAUAUGGUGCAAAGCUUCUUCCUUGCCAAGAGAGACACUCUGAUUUUGUAUCCUUUUUUCUCUCACUCUUCAGUCAUUUCGUUAGAUGAGUGGGUUUUCAACAGAGAAGCCUGCCUUAUAAGAAUUGUGACCUGGCAUGACAAUGGAAAGAACUGGAGGAUUAGAUGGGCAACAGAAACAGUUUGCUAGCAAUUAAGAUCCUUUUCCUUUUAGAAAAAAUUUGGCAGAACCCUUUUCUAAAUUUUCAGGCUCUGAUUAGCUGAUGAAUUCAAUACUGCAGCUUUUGAGAAUCGAUGGAGGGCCUACUAGAUGCAGCUCCUUCUAUGAGGGAAUAAUGGUGGCUAAGUUCCACUCAAUGUGGGCUUGUGAGGAAUUUUAUAUUUCUAUUAAACUUCUGUACCCUUUGUUAUGGAAGCAAUCGAUAUGUAAUAUAGACUAUUUUGCUUAGUUUAUCAUUCAAAGGGGUUUUUUUGGAUGAGUUGUACAGUUUUGCUUGA